Danaus chrysippus (African queen) is the source of this 1305-nucleotide messenger RNA. The record is from the annotation of a GenBank genome assembly. NCBI's taxonomy places the organism in Eukaryota, Metazoa, Arthropoda, Insecta, Lepidoptera, Nymphalidae.
AUGUCAGCAUCUAAAUUGGUUGUUCAAAGAUAUGAAAAUGAUAAUGAUUUUCAAACUUUGCACAUAGUUAUUGGACAAAAUGACGAUUCGUCAGGCACAAUUUAUGGGAUGUGGAGAGAUGGUAAAGAUGAUGUUAAAAAAAAGGACAAAGAAAAAUCGCGCUUGGUAGUGAAAAUAGUUACGGAGGAAAACACGAGUGAUCUUAAUCUAGAUUUCUGUUCACAUAAAAUAAACAAUAUCGGCCAAUGCGUCUUUGAUACUCCGAAGAAUUUUACAAUGGAUUAUAAUUUAUUGAAAGCAGUUACGAAACCUAUCGUGAUCGGCAAUGAUGUAAGAGAAAGCUUAAAAAAGAAAUCAAAUAUGUUCACCGAAUUAACACCAUUGCACUACAAAUAUCCAAUGAGUGAAAAUAAAAACAUUCAGAACACACAACCGGACAGUUUUACUCUAGGGAGUGAUGAAACUGAUGUCAUAAGUCCACUUGAAUAUAGCCUAGAAAAGGUGAAGGAAAAUAACGCGAGAAUAAUGGAAAACAUUCAUAUGCUAAAUAGAGCUUUGAAUUACACUAAAAAGAAAGAGAUAUCGGAUACAAUAAACCCAAAAUCGAUGCGGUCUUAUCCAUGCGACGAAUGUGGUAAAUGUUUUGUGUACGAAACAGGAUUACGAAGACAUUACUCAGUGCGACAUAUAAGCUCAGACUCCCAGCCACGAUGGCAAUUUGUGUGGACAUGUACUGAAUGUUUUCAAGUAUGGCCUAGACAAGACAUAGCUUAUAAGCACGCAAAUAAAUGCUGUAAAACUGAAAACACUGAUUGUGUUAGAGAAAUAAAGACUUCAUCGCUUUUGCAAUGCGAAUUUUGCGAAAAGGUAUUCACAAGCAUACCAAGAAUAUUAAGGCAUUCUAAAAUGCAUACAGUAACAAAUAACUAUGAAUGCAAUGCAUGUGACAUUGCAUUCUCUUGUUACAAGACUGCUGAGCAGCAUUGGUUGAUAUGCCCAUGGUUGAAAAUGUGCUACCAGUUCUCAUUGCCAAAAAUGUUGUUAUGUAAUGCAUGUGAUCGAAAAUUCAGAAAUUACAACCAGCUUUACAAUCACAGGUACAAAUCGAGUCACUUCAUACCGAAGAUAUCGGAAGAAAGUGACUGCACAUUACCCACACUAGUUUAUCAGUGUGAAAUUUGUGGUCAAUGGUUCAACACUACGAUGCAACUAGAGACUCAUAGAAACCAGUGCCACCCGCACUACGACAAUGGAAUUAUUUCAUUGUAUUGUAAGUAUUUAACAUAUUUGAUAGUCAUUCUAUGA